AUGGACAAAAGCUGGAUGAACUUGAUCGAUAGACUUCAUUCGCCUACAUACGCCGAUGGGGUUAACACUUUCCUCACCCUUGCACAAAACCAUUCUCAAGGCAGUGAUCGCAUUCAGUGUCCAUGUCGUUCAUGCUGUAGUAAUCUCUUCUUGCCUAUACGAAUUGUGGAGACUCACUUGUUCAUUAAAGGGAUCAAUCCAAAUUAUACCCAGUGGGUAUUUCAUGGGGAGGAGGAAACACGAAGUUUCAAUGACGAUGGUGAUGAUGGUGAUGAUGGUGACGAUAGUGUUGCUGAUUACGCCGAUGAGUACAUUGAUGACAUGGACCAUAUGUUAGAUGACAUCCGGGCAAGCACAUUCGUCGAUGUUCCCCAAGAUCAUCGUAAUCCAUUGCCAACUCGUGGAUCAAUACUAGAUCCCUCCCCAAGUUCAUCUUUCGACCAUCUACUAGAGGAUGCCCGACGUCCACUUUUUGCUGGUUGUACAAAAUUCUCAAAACUAUCAAUUAUUGUGAAGUUGUUACACAUUAAGACACUCAAUGGCUGGUCAAUAAAGUCGUUUGAUAUGCUACUGAACCUGUUGCGGUCUGCGUUUCCUGAUUCUGAAUUGCCACAUUCAUAUGAGGAGUCAAAGUCAUUGGAGCGGGGUUUGGGAUUAAAUUACCACAAGAUUCAUGCAUGCCCCAAUGACAGCAUCUUGUUCUGGAAGGAGAAUGCUAAUCUUAAUGAAUGUCCUAAUUGUAAGGAUUCAAGGUGGGUGCCUAAUACACACAAGGCACGCCUUAUCUCGCAAAAAGUGUUGCGGCAUUUUCCUUUGAAGCCAAGAUUGCAACGUCUCUUCGUGUCUGCAAAGAUAGUAGGUGAUAUGAGAUGGCAUAAAGAGCAACAGCUGACUGAUGAGGCUAGCCUGAGACAUCCUGCAGACUCAGAGUCCUGGAACAGAUUUGAUGAAGAACAUAGUUGGUUCGCGCAGGACGCUCGCAAUGUAAGGCUUGGGAUGUCAAGUGAUGGUUUCAAUCCGUUCAGCAAUAUGUCUAAACCGUAUAGCAUUUGGCCAGUAAUCCUGGUUCCGUAUAACUUGCCUCUAUGGUUGUGCAUGAAAGACCAAUUCCUUAUGACAUCCCUCAUUAUUCUUGGGCCAAAAUCUCCAGGUAAUGACAUCGAUGUUUACUUGCAACCGUUAGUCGAUGAACUGCUUGAAUUUUGGGAACAUGGGGUACCUACAUAUGAUGCCUCCACAAAGGAAAUUUUCAUGUUGCAUGCUGCUUUAAUGUGGACAAUCAAUGACUUCCCAGCAUAUGAGAAUCUUUCUGGCUGGUCAACAAAAGGAAAAUUAGCAUGUUCAUCCUGUAGUAUGGGCACAUAUUCCUUGUGGUUGAAGUAUGGCCGAAAACAUUGUUAUAUGGGACAUCGUCAUUUUUUGCCGCCAGAUCACAUGUGGAGAAUGAGAAAACAUUUGUUCAAUGGUCGAGAAGAUCAACGCAUGCCACCAAGGAUUUUAGAAGGAGUUGAUGUUUUGGCUCAACUACAGAUGCUUGGGAAUGUGCAAUUUGGUAAAUCUGGUCGAAAGAGAAAACGCACUGCUAAAGAGUUAAACUGGACAAUGUAUAGCAUUUUCUUCAAGCUACCGUAUUGGGUAACCCUGCGUCUUCGACAUAAUCUAGAUGUCAUGCAUAUUGAGAAAAAUAUUUGUGAUAACAUCUUGUGCACAUUAAUGAACAUUCCUGGGAAAACCAAGGAUAAUAUCAAUUCUCGACGUGACUUGGAGAUUUUUCAGUUUAGAAAAGAAUUACAUUUGAAGGUUCAAGGUGAACGUGUUACAAUGCCACAUGCACAGUACACAUUACACGGUCAUGAAAGGAAUAAAUUCUGUGAAUGGCUGGCCAAUGUGAAAUUUCCAGAUGGAUUCGCUUCCAAUAUAUCGCAUUGUGUUUCUAUACGUGAUUGCAAAAUCUCAGGAUUGAAAAGUCAUGACUGUCAUGUUUUUCUCCAAAGAUUACUUCCUAUUGCUGUUGGUGGGUACUUACGAACUAAUAUUGCAUUGGCCUUGACUGAACUGAGCACUUUCUUCAAGGAAUUGUGUGCCCGAACCCUGGAUGUUAACCGCCUAUCGCAACUCCAAAUUGAUAUUGUCACAAUUCUAUGCAAAUUGGAGAUGAUAUUCCCCCCAUCUUUUUUCCAUGUCAUGGUCCACCUAGCUGUCCACUUACCCCGUGAGGCCAUACUUGGGGAUAUUGAGAUGAAGUUUACUCGAAUGGACCGCAACAUUGAUGGUGGAGAAGCGGAGAAUAUAGAUAGAUUCAAGAUUUUCAACCAGAAAGUUCGUGUCAUGGGUGUGGCUUCCAACUUGAAAUUAUCAAAUAAACUCCUCAAGGAAGCCAUAUGGGAGCACUACGAGAAAUGUAAGGUGCAUAGCCCAAUGAGUAUCAAUCGAACACAUCAAAUUGAGUUUCCAACUUGGUUCAGGAAACAUGUUCAUGACCAGAGAGGGACCAACUCACUCGAUGUGACUGCUGAUCUGUAUGCGUUAGCUUGCGAUCCUGAACCUAAGGUUGCAUCUUAUGCUGCUUGCAUUAUAAAUGGCAAAAGGUUCCAUACAAAGCAGCGUGAACUUCAGACGCGUACACAAAAUUCAGGGGUGUUGGUAACUGGUGACGAAAGUACAAAUAAUGUUGACUUCUACAGUGUUAUUAAUGAUAUCGUGGAGUUACGCUAUAUGGGUUGGCGUCGGGUGUACUUGUUCAUGUGUGAUUGGUUUGACGUUGGUGAUCCAAGACGAGGGAUACGAGUUGAUAACCAUAUGACCAGUAUCAACAUGGACAUGACUUGGUAUAAGGAUGAACCAUUUGUGUUAGCAUGCCAGGCUUCCCAGUGUUUUUAUAUCAGAGAUAUAAGGGCGAAAGGGAGAUGGUUUAUGGUGCAAAAGUACACGAAUAGGGAUGUAUAUGACAUUCCACCGGUGCCAAGGGUGUUAGAAGAUAUUGAUGGCGAAUCAAGUGAUGAUGAUGCAUAUCAAGAAAAUGAAUCAUCAUAUGAUUAUGCACCAUUGCAUUGUGAUGGAUGUCCCGUGUCAACUCCAUUGAAUAUGAAUGAUAUAGAGCCUAGCUUGAUUGAUGCACAAGAAGUCACUGGUUUGGUUGGUCAAAACAUGGAUUCAACAGAUUUUAUUGACGAUGGCCUGAUUGCUUCUAGUUCAGGAGAUGCGUAUGGUGAUGGGGAAUAUUUAGAUGAGGAUGACCUACCCACAGACGACGAGUUUGUGUCAGAAUAG
Molecule: messenger RNA, 3270 nt
Organism: Juglans regia (Persian walnut)
Lineage: Eukaryota; Viridiplantae; Streptophyta; Magnoliopsida; Fagales; Juglandaceae
Exons: 4
Coding region: 1-3270 (1089 amino acids)
Source: RefSeq, a predicted model, not a curated record